CGGUGACGGAGCAAAUCCGAAAACUAGCAAAACAGCACACAACGAGAUUUUGGUCUCUCGGAAAGCUCCUGUCUUCUCAAAGUUUUUUAUCAGGGAAAUGCGGUCAUAUUGUUUAUACCAUUUUGAUGUUGGAACGGUGGGAGUACUUAUAGUUUUCUGCAUUUUGCUGUUUGCGAAAAGCUGCUACAGUGACGCCGACGAUGUGGUUUUGGAGAAAACCCAACUUUCCGAACUAUACAGUCAAGGUACUUUCAUUCUGGAGAGCGUUCAGCUCAACCGUUGUGUCAGCUUGGACCAGUCCAACCUGGUUCUGGAGAGCUGCGAGAAGCCGACCCGGUCCAUGCUGUGGAAGUGGGUGUCCCGCCACCGCCUCUUCAACCUGGGCAGCAGCCUGUGUCUGGGGCUGAACACCAGCGACCCCCUGCAGCCGCUGGGCACCUACGAGUGCGACGUGCCCCUCCGGACCCUGUGGUGGCGCUGCAGCGGGAACACCCUGUUUGGGGCGCACCAGCUGAAGCUGGCCGUCACCGGAAGCCUCGUGGUGGCCAAGAGGUCCGCUUACCACCAGUGGAGGAGGUUCUCCACCUCCGGGGAGGGGCCCUGCGCAUACCCUUACGAAGAGAUCCACACUCUCUUGGGCAAUGCGCACGGCAUGCCCUGCGCUCUGCCCUUUAAGUACAAUAACAAGUGGUACUCCGAGUGCACUGCCGAGGGCCGGGAGGACCAUCGUCACUGGUGCGCCACCACCAGCCGCUACGACCAGGAUGAGAAAUGGGGCUUCUGUCCAACUCCAGAGUCUGGCUGCGGCAUGUUCUGGGAUGUGAACCAGGAAACGAAAGCCUGUUACCAGUUCAACCUGUAUACCAUCGUGACAUGGAGCCAGGCACACUCCUCAUGCAAAGCUCAGGGAGGCAACCUGCUGAGCAUCACUGACCUGGUGGAGCAGAGGUACAUAACAGAGAGGCUGAAUGAAGUGGGGGUGAUCGUGUGGAUCGGUCUGAACCAUCUGGAGGAGAGGGCAGGCUGGCAGUGGUCAGAUGGAGCGCCCCUAGUCCUGGUCAACUUCGUCGCAGGCAUCUCGGGCGUGUUGGGCCAGGAGAGCAGGCAGUGCGGCGUGUAUAACUCAGCCUCGGGGCACCAGUGGCAGAGCUUGGACUGCGAGUCGGCGCUGCCUUACAUCUGCAAGAAAACCCCCAAUGACAGCCGGACAGCCGAGCCCUUCGAGCACUGGCAGUACUAUCGCACGGUGUGCGCCGCCGGCUGGGUGCCCCACAACCGCUUCUGCUACCAGGUCCUGUCGGAGCCGCGGAGCUGGGCGGAGUCGUCCGCCUCCUGCCGGGCCGUAGGAGCCAACCUGACCAGCCUCCACUCCCUGGCAGACAUGGAGCUUCUCCUCAGUCUGCUCAGCAACUUUUCAGGCUCUGGAUCAGAAGUGUGGAUCGGUCUGAACAACCAGACCUCACCUGCCUUCGAGUGGUCGGAUGGCUUGCCUGUGGACUUCACUCCCUGGCACAGAUGGGAGCCCAAUCUCCGCCAAAAUCUCACACGGUUUUGUGUCAAAGCAAACAAGGAUGAAGGGAACUGGCUGCUGGCUUCCUGUGAUGAAAGGCUCCCUGCAGUGUGCAGGAGGGCAGGCCUUCUCCCUCUACACCACACUGGCUCUUGGGAUGAGGGCUGCCCCGAGGGUUGGAAGAGGAGAGGUCACUUCUGCUACAAUGUUACAGAUCAUUUACAUGGCUAUGAAGAUGCUGUCAGAGGCUAUUACUGCAAAGCACCUCUUGCCACCGUGGAAAACCGAUUUGAACAGGUCUUCAUAAACAGCCUGAUAAAUGCAGUUAGCAGCCAUGUCGGCCAGUACUACUGGAUUGCCCUUCAGGACCAGGACAGAACUGGGGAGUACAGCUGGCUGCCAUUCAAUGGAUCUGCCCAGCCUCUUCUCUACACCAACUGGAACCGACAUCAGCCAGUCAGCAGUGGUGGGUGUGUGGCAAUGACUGGAGGCCAAGCUCUGGGCCACUGGGAGGUAAAGGACUGCAAAUCCCAUAAGGCCUUGUCUGUGUGCAAGCAGAGCAUCAGCAGUUACCAGGAAGUCCAGACCCCCUCCACCCACAUUGAUAAGGAUGCGCCCUGCCCCCCCGGGUGGGAAAGCAACCCCCAGCUGCUCCACUGUUACAAGGUGUUUCACAAUGAGAAGGUCCUACUGAAGCGCUCGUGGGAGGAGGCAGACUUGUUUUGCCAGGCCCUUGGGGCAAACCUCGCCAGUUUCCACCACUACGAGGACGAAGCCUUUGUGAAAGGGAUACUAGAGACGAUGUUUGAUUGGACAGAGAACCGCAUGUUCUGGGUGGGAUUCAACAAGAGGAACCCACAGUCUGCCGGUGCUUGGGAGUGGUCUGAUUCUACACCUGUUGUCUCAUCAUUCAUAGAAGACAAAAACAAUGAAGACGACUUGCACAACUGCGCUGUGUACAAUUACCCGAUCAACGCCAUGAUCCCUCAGCCCUGCGAUGCCAAACACGAGUGGAUCUGUAAAGCACCUAAAGGUGUGGAGUUGCAGAAACCAUAUUGGUACAUUGAGCACGAGGAGCCGUGGGUGUUCCACAGAGGAGCGGAGUAUUAUGUGGGAAAGCUGCUCUUUCAAUGGGAAGCCGUCUCCUUCGCCUGUAAGAUGAUGGGAGCAGACCUGGUGUCCGUCCAUUCAGCCGAGGAGCUCAAGUUUGUCAAAGGGCGGAUGGAGAGGCUGUCUCAAGGUUCUGCAGAGUGGUGGAUUGGACUGGCUUUGGAUCCGGUCAGUAAAGAAUACAGAUGGACAGAUGAGUCCCCAUUGGAUUACCAGAAUUGGGUGCAAGGGAGUGCCCUUCAGCCCCCAGCGACAAACAAUGCCUGUGUCUACAUGUCCUCACUGUCAGGACUGUGGUCAGUGGGUCAGUGUACUGGCUGGCGUGGCUAUGUGUGCAAACGCAGGACCGUGUCUGUCGCCGAAAUUCCCAGAGAGCCUCACCUUAUCGGUGGCUGCCCAGAGAACUGGCUAUAUUUUGGACGCAAGUGCCUUCUGCUGCACUUACCGAAGAGCCCGGAUAAUGGGAAAACCUGGAAGGAUGCUCAUGCUAUCUGCACCUCCUUCCAGGGCACACUGGUGGCCAUAGAAAAUGAGAUUGAGCAAGCAUACAUUACAAUGCUGCUGGCUAGUGAUUCACCGAGCGUUUGGAUCGGUCUCCGGGAUGAAGACACAAUGAAAUGGGUCAACGGGAAACCAGUCACAUACACCAACUGGUCCCCCAUGGAGCCUGAGUGUUCCGCCUCUGAUUACGAUGGGCAGGUAGACAGCGAUGAACCACUCUGCACUCUGCUGUCCAACAAUCACAAUAUCCACUUCACGGGGAAAUGGUACGACGAGAAAUGCACGGAGAAUGGGUACGGGUUUGUGUGUCAGAAAGCGCAAGACCCAUCUAAACCCCCAUCCCAAUCCUAUUUCCAUCCUCUCCCUGAUACUAUUGAGUACAAGAACCGCAGCUACAGGGUUGUCCAUGGCAACUUGAGCUGGUACGAGGCGCUGAAUAGGUGCUUAGAGAUUGAGACUGAGCUAGUGAGCGUUACAGACCACUUCCACCAAGCAUUCCUAACUGUCCUUGUGAAUAGAUUGGCAUUCCCCCACUGGAUUGGACUGUAUAGUCAAGACGACGGGAUAAAUUACCAGUGGUCGGACGGCAGCGACACGCUCUUCACGCACUGGGACUCCGGGGAGGCCGAGGACGACGACGGCAGCGAAGACGCGGGCGACUGCGUGUACAUGGACCCGCGCGGCGGCUGGAGGAGGGCAGACUGCGAGAGGCCGCUGCAGGGCGCCGUGUGUCACGCGCCCCCUCCCCGCCAAAGCUUUGUGUUCUCACACGAGGUGGUGUGUCCGCAGACUUGGGUGAAGUUUGAAAGCAGCUGUUACAGUUUUGAGCCCAUUAUACAGAGGCUGGGCAUGGAGCAUGCGAGAGAGCACUGCAAAAACAAAGCAAAUGCCUCUGACCUGCUAACCAUUAAAAGUGAGGAGGAAAACCGCUUUGUCCUGAAGGAACUGAAGUCUUAUGGAUUUCCACAUCAGACGAUGUGGCUCGGGAUUAUAUACGACACUGACAAUGAUGCCCUUGCAUGGGUUGAUGGCUCUCCAGUGAAUUAUUCAAACUGGCACUUCAAAGCCCCUAACAUGGACAGUCUUUCCAUAGACACAUGUGUCUCCAUGAGGCUGUCUAACAGUGUCUGGCAUUUGUCGGGCUGCAGUGACAAACUGGGAUUCGUAUGCAAAUUACGCUCAGACACAGUCACUGAAAUAGAGGUUCAACCACUGAAUGGGUUGCAUCAAGGAGUUGUUCCAAUCGCUGUCCUGGCCGUUUUGAUUUUUGGGGUGCUUGUAGUAUCACUUUGGGUUGUGUACAAGAGAAAUGCAGGGCAUUUCCGAAUUCUCUCAUCCAUAGGAAAUGCCUAUUACAGACAAGACAACUCACAGACCACAGAUCAAGAGGGAAAUGUUCUUAUCACAGACCUUGAGACAAACACUGUGGAGUAGAUUCUGCGUUACAAUUUUCAGUCACAUCUGCUGCGUGGAAUGUCUGAAUGACCUAAUGAAAUGUAUGCUCAGUUGGCAUAUGCUUUUCAAAUCAGGGAUCUGCGUAAAACUGCGUAAAAAAACUUUUAAAGAAGGAAAAUAAUCCCUCCUUUGCCUGAAGCACAUAUGAAGACCUGUUUCAGCAUUUCAAUUUACACUGUUCGCAAUUACAAAUUACAAAAGGAAUCAAUGAGAUUCAAAAAUGAAGUUGUUAUUCUUGUCAUAUGCAGGGAACUUAUGGUGAAUCAUGACUAAGUUAUUGUUCCAUGCAUGAAAUGUCUGUAAAAAUAAAGCUAAAUUAAGAAUGAACAUUAUGUCAUUCCAGGUCUUGCUUGAAUAUAUUUCCAGUUGACAGCGUAGGAAUAUUUGUUGUUUUGAGUAAUAAGCCUUGAGGCACUGUGUGUUUUUAUCAUAAAAUGAAUUAAUGUAUUUUAAGUUGUAAAAUUAAGAUUUACAGCAUAUAGAAACAUUGAGCACUGUUUACAGUAUAACCAAAACAUGUUGGUCCAUUUUUGUUGUAAUGUUGGUGUAAUUAAAAGGUUAUUCUUGUAAUAUCAGUUUAGUGAAUAAAAUUUGCCUCUGUUUGUAAAAAAUAUAUUGUUGUUUUAGCCUUUAAACAGGCACAAGAAUAAAAUAUGUAAUGGAAAUAAAGUCUUAUUUUGGCUCAUUUGGCCUUAAAUAUGAAA
Messenger RNA from Conger conger (European conger), 5280 nucleotides. RefSeq names its product phospholipase A2 receptor 1 (gene pla2r1). NCBI's taxonomy places the organism in Eukaryota, Metazoa, Chordata, Actinopteri, Anguilliformes, Congridae. The transcript is spliced from 30 exons. Gene Ontology annotation, molecular function: signaling receptor activity. Bases 98 to 4555 code for a protein of 1485 amino acids. The record is from RefSeq and is a predicted model, not a curated record.